Molecule: messenger RNA, 1023 nt
Organism: Agelaius phoeniceus (red-winged blackbird)
Lineage: Eukaryota; Metazoa; Chordata; Aves; Passeriformes; Icteridae
Source: RefSeq, a predicted model, not a curated record
AUGCUGGCAGGUGUAAAACAAAACCCACGGGGGAAAGCUCCUGCAUUAUGGAACAGCGUGUCCCAGAGAGCAACACCAACUUCAAACUGCCAGGCUGCCAAGGGGGUGCUCCCAAGGAACAGCGACAGGACCAGAGGAAACGGCCUCAAGCUGCACCCGGGGACGUUCAGAUGGGAUGACAGGAAAAAUGCCUUCAACUCAAAGGGCUGUCAGGUGCUGGAACAGGUUGCGUGGGUUGCCGGCGGGAGGGUGGGCAGGAGGAAGAAUUCCUGCUCAGGUUUUGUGAGUCCAGCAGCAGAUGCUGAACAGCAGCCCAGUGUUGGAAGAGCUAUUGAAUCCCUGGCAGAUUACAGUGAUAGGGAACCUCCCCAUGUCCCCACCACAGGUGAGAGAGCCCAGCCUGACCAUGGACACCUCCUGGAGGAAACCAGCCAGGACAGAAGGGGGAAGUCCAGGAACAUCACUGGAACAGGCUCCCCGGGGCAGUGGUCACAGCAUCAUCCUCAGAGACUUCAAGAGGUAUUUGGACAAUCUUCCCAGGCAUAUGCUGUGACUCUUGGAGCUUACAAAGGAGUUCCUUGGGAUAAUAUGUUUUCUUCCAAAAUAUAGCCUCCAAUAUGAACAGGGGAGAUGUUGGAUGAUCCUGUUUCCCAGUAGUUCGCAAAAAGAAGAUACAAUCCCAAACCUAAAAUAAGCCAAGUUGUCGGAGGCUUCUGGGACAGAUUCCAAACAAGAUCUUUUACCUCUCCACAGAGGUCUGGUGGUUUUGUAAGCCAAAGCUCUCAAAUCUGUCAUAUCCCUUUGUAUAUCUGCUGUGUUGGUGCAGUAAAUUUUGAAGGCAGUGCUGAUGUAGACUUAGUCCUACUUAACCAUGUUCAAACUUCCAAACCUCACUACACAAGCACUGCACACACUCCAAAUAUUCCUGGAUAUUCUGGCAGGGUUCAUUGGUCAGCAACUCACCCAGCAAAUUCUAAUCUUCCAUCAACAGCCCCAUCAGUAAUUGCAGGAAUGCAUGGAUAG